This is a messenger RNA of Melanotaenia boesemani (Boeseman's rainbowfish), 2165 nucleotides long. It is a transcript of the gene klhl6, whose product is annotated as kelch-like family member 6. Bases 172 to 1998 code for a protein of 608 amino acids. Gene Ontology annotation, molecular function: protein binding. Lineage: Eukaryota; Metazoa; Chordata; Actinopteri; Atheriniformes; Melanotaeniidae. The record is from RefSeq and is a predicted model, not a curated record. The transcript is spliced from 7 exons.
GUAUGAAGAAGACAGGAAAACAACAAAUCCUCGUCUCAAAGCAACACAACUGUCGUCAGCGUGAACCACCAAGGUUUGCUCCAUUUUUCUUCACGAGCAGGUGUUUUUAAAGCAGCCGCCUGCUGUUCUUCUGUGGAAAGUUGACUUUCUGAAGAACUUUUGGUGCAGAAGAUGAGUGACUCACUGGAAAGGACAACAGAUUGUCCCUUGCCAUCUGUCAGCGAUGAGCCCAGUCUGAAUGAGGAAAAAGGGAACACACAAAGUUCACAUGAGUUAUGCUGGAAAGAUGGAGGUCUACCGAUGGAGCUGCAGAGAGGGAUGGAGAGCCUGCGAGUGAACAGAGAACUGACCGAUGUGACCCUCUGUGUUCAGGGACAUGACUUUCCCUGCCACAGAGCCGUUCUCGCUGCUGCCAGUCAGUAUUUCAGGGCCAUGUUUUGCAGUGGUCUCAAGGAGAGUCACGAGGAAUGUGUGGAAAUAAAAGGACUGGACAGCGGGACAAUGAGCUCUCUCCUGGACUAUACGUACACCAGCCGAGCCCUCCUCACACACACAAAUGUUCAGAGAAUACUUGAGGCAGCGAGUCAGUUUCAGUUCCUGCGUGUGGUAGAUGCAUGUGCUGACUUUCUGAGCAAAUCUAUGCAUUUAGAGAGCUGCAUUGGGAUCCUGAACCUGGCUGACAAUCACGCCCUGCCAGCUCUGAGGUCCAGAGCUCAGGACUACAUCACCUCUCAGUUCUCUCAGGUGGUUCAGCUGCAGGACUUCCUGGAGCUGCCAGCAGAGUCUCUAGAAGCCAUUUUACAAAAGGACGACCUCGAUGUUAAGUUUGAGGAGUGUGUUUUUGAAGCACUAAUGCGCUGGGUGAGAGCCCGGCAGGAGGAACGCCACCCAUUACUGGCCAGGUUGCUUUCACACGUGAGACUACCUUUGUUAGAACCGGCAUACUUUGUGGAAAAGGUGGAAUCAGAUGAGCUCAUUCGUCGCUGCAGUGAGGCUUUCCCUUUGUUGCAAGAGACCCGCACUUAUCACCUUUCUGGUAGGGAGGUGGUCUCAGAGCGAACCAAACCACGUCUGCAGCAAUUUCUAUCAGAGGUCUUCCUGAUCAUUGGAGGCUGCACUAAAGAUGAGCGCUUUAUUUCUACUGUUACCUGCUUGGACCCUCUCAGACGCAGUCGGCUGGAGGUCGCCAGACUGCCAAUGACGGAGCUGGAGGACGAGACACAAAACAGAAAAUGGGUGGAGUUUGCUUGUAUCACCUUCCAAAAUGAAGUGUACAUAUCUGGAGGUAAAGAGACACAGCAUGACGUUUGGAAAUAUAAUGGUGCCCUGGACAAGUGGAUCCAAAUUGAGCCCCUGUCAACUGGGCGGUGGAGACACAAGAUGGCGGUUCAUGGAGGGAAGGUGUACGUGCUGGGUGGAUUUGAUGGAGUCCAGAGACUCGCUAGCGUAGAGGCCUACGAUCCCUUUCACAAUCGCUGGACACAAGUGACACCUCUUGCAAUAGGUGUGAGUUCCUUUGCUGGAGCAAGCUUUGACAAAUGGAUUUAUGUGAUUGGUGGUGGACCUAAUGGCAAACUUGCCACUGAUAAAGUUCAGUGCUGGCAACCAGGGACAGACAGCUGGGAACUACGGGCACCCAUUCCCAUUGAAACUAAAUGCACGAACGCUGUUACCUUCAAGAACUGCAUUUAUGUAGUAGGUGGUGCCAUGCAUGCCAUGUACUGUUAUUCCCCUCUGUCCGACUCCUGGUCACUUGUGACCCGUCUGGGGGAGAGAGCGAGUUGUGCCAUCGCAGCUUGUAACAACAAACUUUUCAUCACAGGCGGAAGGGAUAACAAGAACCAAGUCAUCUCCACAGUGAUGUGCUGGGACGUUGAUCGAGGGGUGUUGACAGAAGAGUGUGUUUUGCCGAUGGGAGUGUCACACCAUGGCAGCGUGACCCUCAUGAAGUCCUAUACACAUAUACACAGAAUAACACCUCCACCAGAGUGCCACUGACACAGGCCUCUGUGAACUGGAAUUUGUUUCUGGUGGUGAAAUGAUGUGGAACAAUUGCAUUAUCGAACUAAUUUCACUUUGAGAUGCCACUUAGUAAGGAGUCAGUCACUAAGUUUAUACUAAUGUAAAAAUAAACAGUUCAUUUUCAGUAAGCUUCUUCUUCUUUU